Molecule: messenger RNA, 243 nt
Organism: Talaromyces stipitatus ATCC 10500
Lineage: Eukaryota; Fungi; Ascomycota; Eurotiomycetes; Eurotiales; Trichocomaceae
Exons: 2
Coding region: 1-243 (80 amino acids)
Source: RefSeq, a predicted model, not a curated record
AUGACUGCCUCACUCCUUACCCUAGAUGUCAAGGGCGCUUUUGAUGCCAUGCUUCCCGGCAGACUCAUCCGCAGAUUACGUGAGCAGGGCUGGCCCAUUAAUCUUGUUCUCUGGAUUGCCUCCUUUGCUACUGGGCGAUCAGUCCAGAUCCAACUCGAUGGAGAGAUUGGCCCCUCAACAGAUAUUACCUGCGGUCUUCCACAAGGAUCCCCAGAAACCCAAGGAACAGAUUUGGUUACGUAG